AUGUCACUAGCUGCUUCCUCGAGCUCGGCGUCCGUCGUCUUUGUCUGCUCAGCCGCGCUUCCGCCGCCGUUGGUUGCCGUUAACGUUCGCGUCUUCGUUCAGCCGUCAUCUUCGUUCGCGUUCUUCGCCGUUCAAGUUUUCUCGGCGUUCACCGUUCGCGUUCACUCGCCGUUCACCGUUCGCGUUCACGAUUUCAUCCAUGAAGUUGAUCCUGAUAUUAUAAUUGGAUAUAACAUCUGCAAAUUUGACCUGCCAUAUCUUAUUGAGAGAGCUCAAGCCUUGAAAAUAGCAGAAUUUCCUAUUCUGGGCCGUAUCAGGAACAGUAGGGUCCGAGUAAAGGAUACAACUUUUUCAUCUAGACAGUAUGGAACCAGAGAAAGUAAAAAAGUUGCUGUAGAAGGGAGAGUUCAGUUUGAUCUGCUCCAGGUCAGCUUCACCGGUUCGAUGGAGGUAGGCCGUGAAAUAAUGCAUGCUGCAGCUAGCAGCAACUUGAAACAAGUUUCACUUGAAUUAGUAGGAAAGUCACCUCUUCUAAUCUUUGAUGAUGCUGAUGUAGAUAAAGCUGCUAGCCUUGCUCUAUUGGGCAUAGUAUAUAACAAGGGUGAGAUAUGUGUUGAAAGUUCAGUGUGUUUGUUCAGGAAGGGAAUGUGCUGAAUAAUUAUAUUAAAAGAUGGAUUUAGGCAUUCUUUUCUUCCUCUUUCACACCCUGCAGGUUUUGACAGCUACUAAAAUUAGAUAUUGGAGGUUUUGUUCAAUUAGAUGCUAGGUUUUGACAAGUCCCCAUGAGAUGUAAUGGCAAAAGAGAA
Messenger RNA from Arachis duranensis, 806 nucleotides. RefSeq lists its product as uncharacterized. The transcript has 7 exons. NCBI's taxonomy places the organism in Eukaryota, Viridiplantae, Streptophyta, Magnoliopsida, Fabales, Fabaceae. The coding region runs from base 1 to 654 and encodes 217 amino acids. Gene Ontology annotation, molecular function: oxidoreductase activity; DNA-directed DNA polymerase activity; 3'-5'-DNA exonuclease activity. Gene Ontology annotation, cellular component: delta DNA polymerase complex. Gene Ontology annotation, biological process: base-excision repair, gap-filling; DNA-templated DNA replication; nucleotide-excision repair, DNA gap filling. The record is from RefSeq and is a predicted model, not a curated record.